AUGAUCAGCAGUUUCCUCAAUGGAAGAGUUGGAAGGAAGAAACAGAAGCUUGCCAAAGAGAGAGCAGGGCUUUCCAAGUUGCCUGAUCUGAAGGAUGCUGAAGCAGUUCAGAAGUUUUUCCUUGAGGAGAUUCAGCUUGGCGAGGAACUACUAGCUCAAGGUGAAUAUGAGAAAGGUGUUGAUCACUUGACCAAUGCCAUUGCUGUGUGUGGACAGCCGCAGCAGCUACUACAAGUUCUACAGCAGACUCUUCCACCGCCGGUGUUUCAAAUGCUUCUAACUAAGCUCCCUACAAUAAGCCAGAGAAUUGUAAGUGCACAGUGCUUGGCUGAAGAUGAUGUUGAAUGAGGUCACACCACAACAGGGG
Molecule: messenger RNA, 367 nt
Organism: Egretta garzetta (little egret)
Lineage: Eukaryota; Metazoa; Chordata; Aves; Pelecaniformes; Ardeidae
Gene: TOMM20
Product: translocase of outer mitochondrial membrane 20
Exons: 5
Coding region: 1-348 (115 amino acids)
Biological process (GO): protein import into mitochondrial matrix; tRNA import into mitochondrion; protein targeting
Cellular component (GO): mitochondrial outer membrane translocase complex; mitochondrial outer membrane
Molecular function (GO): transmembrane protein transporter activity
Source: RefSeq, a predicted model, not a curated record